Messenger RNA from Artibeus jamaicensis (Jamaican fruit-eating bat), 348 nucleotides. Its product is annotated as small ubiquitin-related modifier 1-like. NCBI's taxonomy places the organism in Eukaryota, Metazoa, Chordata, Mammalia, Chiroptera, Phyllostomidae. Gene Ontology annotation, molecular function: ubiquitin-like protein ligase binding; protein tag activity. The record is from RefSeq and is a predicted model, not a curated record. The coding region runs from base 1 to 348 and encodes 115 amino acids. Gene Ontology annotation, cellular component: PML body; nucleus. The transcript is spliced from 3 exons. Gene Ontology annotation, biological process: protein sumoylation.
AUGGCCAGAGGGAAGGAGUGCAGACAGAGAAAAGAUGCGAGCCACGAUCACCAUGUUUCAUCAGGAGGCAAACCUUCAACGGAGGAUUUGGGGGAUAAGAAGGAAAGAGAAUACAUUAAACUCAAAGUCAUUGGACAGGAUCACAGUGAGAUUCACUUCAAAGUGAAAAUGACAACACAUCUCAAGAAACUCAAAGAAUCACACUGUCAAAGACAGGAUGUCCUAAUGAAUUCAUUCAGGUUUCUCUUUGAACAUCAAAGAAUUGCUGGUAAUCACAAUCCAAAAGAACUGAGAAUGAAAAAAGAAGAAGUGAUUGAAGUUUAUGAGGAACAUACAGGGCUCAAUUGA